AUGAAAGCAGUUGGAAAAGGUUUAAAUCUUUGUUGUAUUUGUCCUUCGAAGAAACCAUUUGUUGUCAGUACACCAGAAUCAUUUUCAAAGCUUCCAAACGGCGGUUGUCAAAAACAUUGUGAAAGUCGUCUAUUAUGUGGUCAUCAAUGUGUAUUAUCGGGUACAUGCGAUUUAUGUCAACAUGGUCAGUUGCAUUUGCAAUGCCAAGAAACAUAUGAAAAAACAUCAAUUUGUGGUCAUGUUUAUUCUGGACUCUGUCGAGAAACUUGUCUACCAUGUAUGCUUCCGUACGAAAAUCGCUGUCCACAUUCGAGAUGUACAAGAUUAUGUUCAGAAGUGUGUAAUACUUGCAAAGAAGUUUGUACGUGGUCUUGUGAACAUCAGAAAUGUACAAAAUUAUGUUCAGAACCAUGUGACCGUAAACCGUGUAAAAAUAUAUGUCAAAAAUUAUUGAAAUGUAACCAUCAACUGAAUGGUUUCGAUUAUUAUAUGAAAGAUUUUGCUGCAAAACAAAAACAUUAUAAUUCAAUUCAAUUACCAUUAUGUCCAAAAUGCAAAAGUCCAAUAUGUCGUUAUGCAAGAUAUAAUUCAAUUGUAAAUGAAAUUCAAUUAUGGAUUGAAAAAAUGAAAUUGAAUCAACAAUACGUAUUGAUAACAACAGUAAUAGCACAACGGCAAAAAAAAUUAACUAGUAAACUUUCUUCGUAUAUCAAAUCUAACAAUAAUACUACAUUAUUUGAAAAUCUACUAGCAUUAUUACUUAAUCAAACUGAAAUGACUUUAGGUCACUUAAAUUAUAUUGAAAAUACAUUUAUAUUUUUGAAAGAGAUUAAUCAUUUAUCACUGAAUAUUAAACAACAAUUUUCGGAAGUUGAUGAUAGAUAUCAACAAAUAAAUGAUUAUUUACAACGUAUUAGUUUUUAUGUGGAUGAACAAAACUAUGAGAUAAAAGUUAAGAAAAUACAAGUCAAUGUUGGUAGUGAACAAAAGACAAUAUUAAAUGAAUUAAAAAUAUUAACAUCGAAAUAUCGCCCUUUUAUAAUGAAAAACUGUCAAAGAUUUGAUAUGCUGUACGAACAGAUUAAAAAUGUAUUGAAUUUAUCUGAACUUUGCACAACAAAAGAUCAGCAGAUUCAAAUUGUUAGUGAAACAGAUGGACACAAAUUGUUCCUUUGUUCGAAUGGUCAUCCCUACAUGAGAUAUAGUGAAACUGAUCAAUCUAGUCAUUGUCAUGAAUGUACUUUACAAACUGGUGAAUCAACUCAUUGA
Molecule: messenger RNA, 1269 nt
Organism: Didymodactylos carnosus
Lineage: Eukaryota; Metazoa; Rotifera; Eurotatoria; Philodinida; Philodinidae
Source: the annotation of a GenBank genome assembly